AUGGCUGUGGAAGUUGGGGCAGAGUUCAAAACAUAUGAUGAUCUGACAAAUGCUGUACGGGCAUACGAGGUUGAAAACUAUGUGAAUUUGACCACACGUGAUACUCGGACUGUGGAAGCUGCAGCAAAGAGAAACUUAAGAAAGAAUUACAACCCAGCUAUCAAGUACAGUGAUAUCUCAUAUUGUUGCACCUAUGGUGGCAAAAAAUAUGUCUGUCACUCCACUGGCAAAAGAAGUCACAAAUCUAUAAAGUUGGCUUGCCCAUUCUCUCUUAAAAUUCGAGCUACAAUUGAUGGACAGCGACUGUUUGUUAGGGAAAUGUGUUCAGUUCACAACCAUCUGCUGACAGAGGCCGAGUUUCGUCUGCAUCCAAAACAGAGGAAAUUAGAUAUUGGCUCUCAGGAGGAAAUAGCUCACCUGCUUAGCAUGGAGCCAGACAAAAAGCUGCUACGAGACAAACUUAUGCAGAUUACUGGAAAAGUUAUUCUCAUGAAAGACAUUCAUAAUAUUAAAACCAGACUUCUUAAUCCCAGAGAUAGACAAACAAAUAUAAAGAAAGAGCUUAUUGAAAGAGAUGAGGGAGAAGGUGCUUCAGAUAUGAAGAAGGUGCAUGAUAAAGACACUGCAGAAAUGGAAACACAGACAGACGAUGAAAACCUUGAGGAUAUUCAUAUACCAAUACCACUUAUGACUUCCUCACAGAUUGGCACUUCUAAUCAGUCUGUCUUGUUUCAUCAAACAGAUCAUUUAGUUGAUCACAGCUUUUAUACAGACAGUCAGACAUUCCAGCAGCAGACAGCUAAUGUUUUUACUGUUAGUGUGCAAGCCUUCCAGCCUACUCAAGUUUACACUGUCACUCCCGAUUCCCUUCAGCCCACAUCGGCAAACAUCAUCCAUGACAGUAUUGUAGCCGACUCAAAGCAGAUUGAUCCCGCUGUUGUUAGGUGUUCUCAGCAUUUUCAACACUGGGCACCACUAGAAGAUGUGGGUCAUCAGGCUGUGCAAGAAGCCACCAACCAGACAAUAGAAACUUUUGCAUUUCAAGAACAGCAGCAGAGUAGCACAUACCAAGCACACGACCAACAUUAUCCUGUUUCAGUUUCCAAUUCCCAUUCAGUACAACCUGUUUUGAUAAAGGAUAUUUAUCCCUUACACCUGCACCAAAAACAAGAAAAAGAACAGUCUCUUCUUGGAAUAAGACAUUCCAGAAAAACCCCAGCAGAUUCAGUAAUUACCCCUAAAGAGCACAAAUCGGCAGAAGAUUCAGAUAAAGAAGUAUCUUUAAAAAAAUAUUUUCAACAAGCUGCUGUUAAUUUAUUCUUCAAUGAGAGAUUAAAAUCGCCAGGGAGUAAAGUCUUUCCAGCCAGCAGACCAGGGACUGUUCAAGUCAAGAUGUCUGAAGACCUCAAAUUUCAUGAAAUGCUAAAACCUUUGUCGUGGUUGUUUGGCAAGUGGCAGUCAACAGAUGGCAAAGGCAUAUAUCCAAAUGUAGCUGAUUUUACCUAUAGUGAAGAGGCUACAUUUCUGCCUGUAGAAAUGAAACCUGUGGUUGAGUACAAAAUGCAUUCUUGGAAAACUGAAAACAGAAUGCCAAUGCAUCGAGAGACUGGGUAUAUCAAAAUACAGCCAAAUACCAAUCAUGUUGCUUUUGUAGCUGCACAUAUCAUGGGAGUGGUUGAGAUUCAGGAAGGUGAAAUUAAUGGCCAGGAACUUUGUGUAGAAAGUAAGAAUGUUGGACGUACAUCUUUCAAUUCACCUCCAGAAGUAAAACUGGUGAGGAGGUUUCUGAGACGUUCAGGCAAUGAGCUUGAGCAGGUGAUUGAUAUGCAGACGGACAAGACAUCAUUAACAGAGCAUCUGAGGAUAACUUUCAAGAGAGUGGAUUGA
Candidula unifasciata is the source of this 1887-nucleotide messenger RNA. The record is from the annotation of a GenBank genome assembly. NCBI's taxonomy places the organism in Eukaryota, Metazoa, Mollusca, Gastropoda, Stylommatophora, Geomitridae.